UUAAAUCAGUAGGUCGGUGACAGAUCAGCAGGGUUGGCAAUCCUUCCAAAAUUCCUCGUCUCAAGUACGCCAUGAUCAGCCGUGAAUUCUAGAAAAGGAGUGUUGUUUGAGUUUUAAUACAAUUUGAAGGGUUUCUAGAAUAUGUCAGCUGCUGGUUCAAGUGGUUCAGGCCGUGGCAGAGGACAAGCUUCUGUAAGUGACCAGAAAGAAACAAAAGAGCCUAAGCCUAACCCAAAAAUGUCCAAAGCUUUGGGAACAUCUGCUAAAAGAAUUCAAAAAGAGCUCGCUGAGAUCACUUUGGAUCCUCCCCCAAAUUGUAGCGCUGGGCCUAAGGGCGAAAAUUUCUAUGAAUGGGUCUCAACUAUUUUGGGCCCUCCUGGAUCUGUUUAUGAAGGUGGAGUGUUUUUCCUAGACAUUCACUUUUCACCAGAAUAUCCAUUUAAACCUCCAAAAGUGACGUUCCGUACUAGAAUUUACCACUGCAAUAUCAACGGCCAAGGUGUGAUAUGUCUGGAUAUUUUAAAAGACAACUGGUCCCCAGCAUUGACCAUUUCCAAAGUUUUGUUGUCGAUUUGUUCUUUGUUGACUGAUUGCAAUCCAGCUGAUCCGUUAGUUGGAAGCAUAGCAACACAAUAUUUGCAGAACCGUGAAGAACAUGAUCGCAUUGCCAGAUUAUGGACAAAACGUUACGCCACGUGAUUGGCUUCACUCCAUCUCAAUUCUUCCAUUUGUGGUUCCGUUGUGCCAGUCCAGGCAGAAAUGGUAAUUCUCAUAUAAAACCUUAUUGAACUGUCUUCGUUUUUUCUUUCCUUACAUUAUUUCAUAAAAUUCGCGAAUCUGUUUCAUUGUAUAUUUAUAGGUUACAAAAUUCAUAAUAAAUUAUUUUUGAACUGAUACUUUGGACGGAGAAAUUGCUGGUUGUACUCCAAUUUUAGACCUCUUAAUACUGCCCAUUAAAUAGAUUUUUUAUUAUUUUUUUUUUCUUGGAUCCAAAAUAAUUCAACUUAUACGGGUGUUUAAAUUCUGGCACAGGCAAUUUAGGAUUAACCAAGACUGGUUUCACAUUUGGGUAGCGUUAUAUCUUGGUCGACACUGUGGUUCUUGUUCUAUCACAGAGUCAAAAGUGUGUAUUUUAAUGUAAUAAUAAUAUGGAGAACAAUAUAUACAAAUUUAAGUGCCAAUAACCGCUUAAAAAAUCAAAAAGAAAUGAAUAAUAUAAUCCAAAACACUAGGAUCUAAGCAUCCUGCUCCGGGCAAAUAUGAUAAUAGUGAAACGGUGGAGGCCAAAACUGCAAUUUUGGUCAUACAAUUUAUUUUAUUCUUUGAUAGCAGUAAUUUUGUUUUUUUGUUUUUUUUAAAUAUCUGGUACAGUGUUGAAACUAUUUUCAAUUGGUGGUGGUAGUGCUUAAUAUAGGUGGCAAUGAAUUUAAUAUAAAUUAAAUGAAAACCCAAACAAACAAAACAAGAUGGGAUAAAUUAUUGUAUUUUAAUUUUAAUUCAAUAAUUUUUUUGGUUGAAUAAAAAGUUGAGAUGCGAAAUUUGUAAGGGAUCUAUUGAAUUAAGCAUUUUUGUCUUUUGGAUUUCCCUGUCCUUUCUCUUUGAAAAAUGUAUCAACUUACAAGUUGACAUAUAUAAAAAAAAGUAUACAUCAUACAAAAAAAGAACAUCCUUUAUACUGACCAAACGGCAGUGGUAAGUCGGUAUGUAGGAAGCGGAGAUAAGUAAUUUAUUCAAAUUAGAAAGAUAUAAAUAUAAAAAUAAUAUUUUGUGCCCCAAUUAAAUAAGUCACAUAACCACCAUAUCAAUUUUAUUCUGUAGAGCUUAUAAACUAAAAUAAAAAUCUGACAAUUUAACGUUGCUGGCGCAAGGAAAACCACGCAGAAGCCAGAUCCUUCGAAAUCAUCGCACUAAACUGUCAUCGUAAUUGCUCCGCAUAACAACUUAGCAGUGUUCAAUAAGCCUUUUUGAGGACUCACCUAUUGAUUCAGAUUAAAUCUGACCAACUGAACUGUUCUGAUAAUAAUUUUGAUAAUUUUAAUUAAUAAAGUUCAACAUAUAAAAAUUAAAGUAAACAUAGGUAACUAAGAAAUAUCAAAAAAACAAUGCUUGAAAGACAAAUUAAUGUUAGUAAGAGCAAAUCUUUUGAUUGAUUGGGGCGUAGUAUGUGACACAUUGGGAUCAAUGUCGGGGCAGGGUUAGGACACUCGACACAUUUGCUCUACAACCGACUGGGGUAUCCUCUAACAAAACGCGAUCGCUGGUAGCAAGUGUUUUCAAUAAAUUUCACUUAAGUAUCAAUGCCUGUUCUACUAUUUAAAUGCCUACUGCCCCAUAUUUGGAACAGAGCAAUUAUACUGAAUAUUUGUGCGGCACCACAAUUUUAAGUUUCUGUCAUAUUUAUUUAUUUUUUGCAAUACAAGUUAAUGAAGAUGACCGGCAGCUCUACCACUAUAUUUGCAUUGAAAAUGCUUUUAUUUGGGGUUCGCCACAUUUCUCUAUUCAGAAUAAAUCUAUUUUCUUCUGUGUAGUCCAGGUAAUGUUGUGUUCAUGUCUUAAAGUUCUCUUAGAAAUUACGGAAGUUCCUUGGCUGUUCUUAAUCGUCCUAUGUUGCGGUGAAUGAAAAAUUUGUUUCGGAAAAAAAGUCAUUUCGCACUAUUUAUUCAAAUAAACUUUGUUUGGGAAAAAUUUAAUGCCAAACUUUACUUGUCAGUUCGAAAAUUAAAAAUUAUGUAAAAUGUAGUUCUCUGAAAUAAGUCGACUUGCAGCGAAUUAUUGAUACAAUCGUAAUUUGCCAGUGGUCUUGAAAUGUUGUGCAAUUAACUCCAAUGUAGAUUGUUUAGGCAGAACUACAUGUUUUUGUUUCAAUUGCAAUGUGUUUGUUAUUAUAAAAUUAACAAAAUAUUGCAGUAAUAGCCUGAUCAGAUUUUUGUUUUUUUUUUUCACAAAAUUGUAAGAGAAUAUGGACUAUUCUUCUAGGUAUUGUUUAGUUAAUAUGUAAUUGUAAUAAAUUUUUAG
Molecule: messenger RNA, 3015 nt
Organism: Cylas formicarius (sweet potato weevil)
Lineage: Eukaryota; Metazoa; Arthropoda; Insecta; Coleoptera; Brentidae
Gene: Ubc2
Product: ubiquitin-conjugating enzyme E2-24 kDa
Exons: 4
Coding region: 142-699 (185 amino acids)
Biological process (GO): protein polyubiquitination
Cellular component (GO): nucleus
Molecular function (GO): ubiquitin conjugating enzyme activity
Source: RefSeq, a predicted model, not a curated record